Molecule: messenger RNA, 7390 nt
Organism: Sphaerulina musiva SO2202
Lineage: Eukaryota; Fungi; Ascomycota; Dothideomycetes; Mycosphaerellales; Mycosphaerellaceae
Exons: 4
Coding region: 202-7179 (2325 amino acids)
Biological process (GO): protein deubiquitination
Cellular component (GO): nucleus; cytosol
Molecular function (GO): cysteine-type endopeptidase activity; cysteine-type deubiquitinase activity
Source: RefSeq, a predicted model, not a curated record
AACGGUGACUGGAACCGCGAUCACGAUGCAGAUGCCAAUCCCGCCCGCACUCGCAAAAGACAACGCCUGAGUGAAGAGGCCGAGACUUCACCGCAAUCCAGCAACGCGAGCGUCGUCAUUGAGCUUCUGCCCAUCGAAGACGACGACGACGACGACGGCGACCACAUCGAUCGUGCCGUGAGGCUGCACGAUGAGAACAACAUGGCGCCUUUCAGCAGCACGCUCCUUCUGGACCCGGCCGAACCAGCCAUCCCGCCCAUCAGCCAGAUCAAAUUCGUGCUCAAUACUGUUGCCACCAGCUGGCUUCAGCCCCAGUACUUCGACAAUCUCAGUAAGUGGCUCUCCCAGCACGUUGCGACCACGCCGCCCGAUGGGCCUGGUGUACGUGAGAGAUAUCUCGAUGACCUCGACUUCUUUGGCCUGCUGGGCCUGCUCUGCUACAACAUAUGUCAGCGUGAACUCAAUCUGUUCGAUGAAAUUAGAGCCGACGAGUACGGCCUACCAGAGCUGGUUCUCAGCGUCGACGCCUUCAUGGGGGCAAUCUUUUCGCUUGCUGCCCGCCUGUUACAGUAUUUGCCCCACGUAGUCGACUCUGCUGUCGCGAGACGAGACUCGGCACAGACAGCGAGGACCCGCCAACCGAUACCAUUGCUCUCUUGGGUGCAGGUGCUCGCACAGCUGCUGGCUUUGCACAGAGCACGCCAGUUGACGACAUACUUUCGCGAUCCGCUGGGGUAUAAGCCAAAGACAGAGGCUAAGGCGUACCAACACCAAUGCAGUGAGGAUGCAUCGAUCAUUUCAGGCCUCACGCAUUUGCUGCAGAGUUUAAGCCAACAUCACCGGGAAGUGGAGAAUGCCUGGGAAGGCAUUGAUGCCGUCCUGCGCAUUGUCGAGGUACUCGAUCUGAAGGGAAGUAAAGAUGCUGAAAGCCUACUGGCAACGAUCCACACAUCUAUACUACCUGUCAUCUGCGAGAAGCACCCUCGAGCCCUGCCUGAUAACUUUCAUGGCAUGCUCGUGACCGUAGCACGUCGACUGCUGAGCGCUCUGACGCAAUCUGCAGACGCGCAAGGCCUCGCGCAUUUGAAUCAACAAUACAUUCAACGUGGUUUCGAUGCAUUCGAUUCGGAGCAUCAGCAAGACGACGACGACGUGACGGUGUUGCUGCAAAGCGUCGGUGAGCAUGACCGGGUCGAUCUGGAGGCGCUAAUCACAACUGCCUGGAGCUUGCAAGCGUACCGGUCGUAUAUCCACAGUGGGAUCAUGGAUGUGCAAGGUCAUGGUAUCAACUUUCUCGGAAGCCGCUUACUGGAGAUCUACAAAGAAUACAGAGUGGACCCUGAACACUUCAACCACCCUGUGGUGCAGCACGCUGCGCGGUUCCUUCGGAAGAAUGAGUUGACCAGGUACAUAUUUGGUCCAAAAUCGCACACCAGUCUGGUAAAGCAAAGCCAGAAUAUCAUCGGUUAUCUGGCGGCUACCCACGCCUAUACCAACUUAGAGACCGACAUCAUUUGGGAAUCGUGUACGAGCAGCGUGGAGGUCGAGUUCGCGAAAGCUGCUUUUGCAGUACUGGUGGAUGUAUCACGGUUCCUUGAACUCGACCAAUUGUUGCACCUGGCGAGAAAGUACACCACAACCGAACCAGCAAAGUUGGGUCAAGAUGCUGUGGACUCUUUGACAGACCUCUUUCAAAAGGUACAAAUGCAUGUUCACAACAACGGAGAAGCCCGUACGGACAAACACCGUCGUCUUGAUACAGCCUUCAUCAGCAUUGAGAUCAUGAUGCGGGCAGACGGCACACACCUGUCGCCUUCCUCAUUCCAGCUCAGAGAAUCAGCGAGGUUGGAACUGUUCCGCUUUGCUAAGGGCAAUUACGAGGCGCAGGAUCGCAAGCUGAUCUUGGAGCGAUGUGUGCCACACAUAGUGAAUCCUAGCAAGCACGCCACCACCAGCAUUGAAAUCGUAUCAAUGUUCCUGCAGGAAUGCGGGGGAGACGAGGAAGAGGCUGGUGCGCUUCUUGGCCUGCUACCAGUUGAGUCCGCGGUCUCAGAACUAGCUGGAUACGUUAAAGCACAACGUAAAGCUGGCGGCGAUCAGAGAAAUCUAGAUCUCAACAACGUGGCAGUGCGCAUCAGCCUCAUCAUCCAUCUCAUGGGAAUCGCCAAAAGCAAUCCGAGCGAUGGCUUGCUCAAAUCGUUCUUUGACUGUACUGUCGGUUCGCUCGCAAUCAAUAACGAGGCACGGGAACGCGCAUGGAUUACCGUGAGCAUCAUUGGGGGUCCUGACGGCAUACCUAUUGGGAAGCAGCUGCUUGGCCACUGGCUCAAGGUCGAAGUCGUGAAUCUUGCGCCUGAGCUCACGACUCCUAGAUUGCUAAUCCAUCUGGUUAAUCAGCUCGAACGCUGGGCUCGAAUCCCGGAAUCUGCGGAUUCGUACCCUCGAUUGUUGGACUUUGUGUUCUGGCGGAAAUUGGUGCAGAUUGCUGAGAGUCCCGCGUCGACGGCCGCAACUGCACAUGAUAUGAUCUGCCACAUGCUUUUCGUUACACCAAAAGAAUUCAGUGACAAGACUUCUACCGCAGAGUGUCACGUUCAAUUCAUGCAAUGCCAAAUCCGAAGCAUAUGCGACGAGUACAACAAGAUGUGCGACGACAACAAGGUUACAGUCGUCGCGGGCAAAGUGGGCCUACUUCAGUCUGUCCUCGAACGAAGUCAAGAGCACUCCAUGUCAUACAGGCUCGCGCAGACCCCAGAUAUUACUCUGGUCAAGGGGCCGAACGAGAAAACAAUAUGCUAUUCACUAGAAAUUCACGGAGCUGGACACAGCCAACCAUCGAUUGUCCGCGCGCACGCUGACGCUGCAACGAAAACGUCAGAGCUUGCUGCAAAACUACCUAGCAUCACAGGUGCUGCCGAUCAUCGUUUGAUCGUCGCUGGGAAAGAAAUCGUGCUGGAAGAGCGCGCAGACUCUCCGCUUUCGGACCUUGGUGUACAGGCCUCAGGUGUGAUCUCCAUUUGCCCCAGGCACAAUAUUCACAGCGAUCUCGGGAAAGUGUUAACAAUGCCAGGAGUCGUUGAGCGGCAGGUCUUGGAGCAUUACGACCAACUCGAAGCGCUCCUCGAUGCCCCAGACCCAAUCGCAGCGAAGAUGACUGAAAUCCUCGCGAGGGUACCAACGCCAUUGCAGGUCCGCGACAAGAUAUCUUCAGCUAAGUACUUGGCCUCUGACUUAUUCCCGCCCGGAGGAAUGUGGCGGAGUAUGUUCUACCUCGACGCACUUCACCAGCACCUGAAGGACCUCGCGCGACUGGGCGUGGCCGACGAAGCGUUUGUGCGUCAUGGUGUUACAGUUUUGAUUCAUGCUCUCAGUGAUGAUUCACGGCCUGGCCAGCAUGAUGUGUGCCUACGAGCCAUGCGCGUCCUGACUGCCUUCUUACAAGAGAAGCCGACAGUCAUGGAACCCACUUCACUGAUUGACAGCCCAGCUCAGUUCUGCUCAUGCCUUUUCCGCAUCAUCAACGAGGCGAUUUCCUUACCACCGGAGCAUACUGGCAUUCGGCACACCAUUACGAGAGACGCGUUUCUAUUGCUACAGGAAGCUUCAAGACGACAGCCUACGAUUUGGCACAGUUUUACGGAAGAUCCUGGCGUGGUGCAUUUACACACUCGAAUCCUGUUCGAUUCUGAUGUCGAAUUAUCCACUAGUGCUGCGGAAAUGAUCAAAGAGUUUUGCGUCGACCCGAGUACCUCAAGCGACAUUGUUGACUUCUACAUGAACACAACAUUGACAGUGUUGCCCGAAGCAUUGAGACAUAGCGGUCGUGCUAAACACUACUUCGAGCUUACCACGAAGCUUCUACUCAUCAAUUCAGUGCUUCGAACCGACGCGUCGAGAGCCAGGACCAUCACAGAUAGGCUGCUAUCAAUCUUUUGGAGCUAUGAUCAUAUAGAAACCGCAGACCUCCCGGUGCUCGACGUGGUCAUGGCAGGUCUAAUCGACUUGAUCAGCGAAUCAGUCAAAGUCCUCCGCAGUUUUAAGAAGCCCGUCGAAUUGUCGGGCCUGGCUGCCAAAUUGUUCGGCAAAUUCUUGUUCGACGUGGAGAACAAGUCCUCUCACCAGCUAUUUCACAAGCAGUCCCGGGGCGCAAUGUACGAACUCAUCAAAGCUGUAUGCGAUACAAAAGACGAUUUCAACGAGCUUCUGCAGGCCAUGUCGAAACCUCUACAAGCAGCAGGCGAUGACCCGAAUGAUAAAUACAUGGGCCAUAAGGAGCACCUACGUCCGCCCACGCAAUUCGCAGGACUAUUCAAUCUAGGACAGACCUGUUACAUGAACUCCUUGCUGCAACAGCUGUACGCGAACGUCCCGUUUCGACAAUUCAUUCUCAACACGCCUACAGACCCUGAACGGCAGAAGCUACUAUGGCAGGUCCAGAAUCUCUUCGCCAUGAUGCAAAACUCUGGGCGGCCCGCUGUAGAUACCACCGCUGUCGCCAGAGAGCUGAGUACCGAUGUCAACUCGCAGGAAGAUGUGCACUCAUUCUACGCGGAGCUUUUGAGCAGAUUAGAGAACGAGUUGCCUGCAGAAGCAAGGACUGCCUUUCAGAAUUUCUACACUGGCAGAUUGAUAACACAGGUGAAAGGUGACUGUGGCCAUGUCUCGCCGAAGACGGAGCCUUUCGUCGACUUGCCGAUUGUUGUCAAAAACAAGAACAACCUUGCGGAGACCUUGGAUGAGCUUGUGCAAGGAGAGCCUAUGCAAGGCACCAACCAGUACAAAUGCCAAGCUUGCGACCCCGAUGGCGAGGGCAAGCUAGUCGAUGCCAUGAGGAGAAGUUGUCCUGAUGUGACCCCGGACAAUCUGACUUUCUGUCUCAAGCGCUUCGAAUAUGACGCCUUCCAGAACGCCGAUGCCACAAAGGUCAAUGAUAGGUUCGAAUUUCCAGAAACUAUCGACAUGUCCAGAUAUCAUCAUACGUACUUGGACCAUCCGGAUGCAGACAUCGACCGAGACAUAUUCGAGCUUGUGGGAGUCAUUGUGCACAUGGGCACAAUGGGCUACGGACACUACUGGUCAUACACCCUUUUGCGCGACGUCUCAGUCCCCGAGACAAAUACGUGUAGUUGGGUGCGAUUGGAGGAUCGAAACGUCACCACAUGUCAAGCUGGCUUCGCGCAGGUUCAACACGAUUGCUUUGGUGGCCUCAAAUUUGGCAAUGGGCAGGACCGUACCGACAAUGCAUACGUACUAUUCUAUCAACGAAAAUCGGCAGGAGAGGCGCAUUCGAUCACUCCAGCCUCGUCAAUGGUGUACGAACCAGAAACGCAAGCCUUACUACCGCCGAGAGUGCCCAUGCCUAAAGAUAUGGCAGAUGACAUUCGAAAGGAAAAUGAAUGGCUCCAUCGUGUGGCGCAUCUAUUCGACGAUGAUUUGUGCGGAUUGCUCGAAUGGGUACUGGCUCAGUGCAAACGUCUAGGCUACAUCACGCAUACUCCUACCGCAGAUAGUCUGGAUCUUCCUGCCGACGUCAGCUCGGACAACGAAAAAGAGGAAGCUGCAGACGAAGAAGUGGUAGAGCGCCGAGACUCAGAUGGAGCGCACAAUGACGAGUUUGCAAUACUGCUCAGUAGAGUUGCGACUACAUUCAUUCAGCGCAUCGCUCCAUGCGACCCUAUGCCUCUGAAGAAGCUCAGAAUGAUUACCAAUGGACUGGUUGCUCUGUUCGCGGAUCAGCCGAAGCUUGCCAGCUGUGUGCUCCGCGACUUCACCUCAACAAACUGGUUUCGGUUGAUUAUUGGGCACAACAAUGAACGCGUGAGGGACACGAUUGAAAUUUUCGUGUGGCACUGUUUAGGUGUUGCACGCGAGCAUGACCCUGCUGCAUAUGGCGAAGUCAUGGGCCAAUUUAGAUUACUCCAUGCCUCUUAUCUGGGCAUGCCGACCCGGAUUGCGGAUCUGGAUUGGAAUGCCUAUCUUUCGUUCGCAUCCUAUAUGGCUUCACUCAGUCCUGCAGACACUGCGGCUGUACUCGAUCAAGGCUACUGGAGUUGGGUCUUCGAGAUGCUUGAUCUGCCCUGGGACCAAGCCACACAAGACAAGUACCCAGGCCUUGUUGACAAGCUGUCUGUAAACCCUCGGAAGAUGUCAGCCCUUUACGAGUUUGUCAUCGAGCUGCUGGAGCAUCAUCUUGCCCUUCCAGCCCAGGACGUGUUCAGCCCGGAGAAUGGCUUACACGUGAUUAUCGGUGGCAAUGCUCUUCUGAAGAAGUCUGAAUUCAUCCUGUUUGGUCGCAAAGCAUACGUAGACGGCGUUUUCUCAUGGAUACGCACGGCGCGAUUUGCAGACUCCAAUGGAGGGAACUGGAGAGAUUUCGCGCCUGGCAAGCUUCUGGGGAUUUUGAUCAGCAGAUCUGGGUUGUCCUCGUCGCUACAGAUCAUCCUACUCCAGCACAUCAAUGCUGAGGAGGAACAGUUUGGCUCGGUCUUGAAUUUGGCACUACAUUUUUGUCUUGCUGUGGAGUCAGAAGAGAGGGCUGUUGCAAUAUUCACGGCAGUGACAAGGAUUGCGCCUAGCUGGGAAGGCUGUGAAGGCGAGCUUGUACAAAUCAUUCCCUCUGCAUUCGAGGCAAUGCCACGCGUUGUCCUGAUCACUCUGGAGUCCUGGGCCCUCCACUUCUUGCUGCUCAAGGCGAGGAUGGUGCGAAGGCCGAUGGCAGAGUUUGUGAAGAAGUGUGUCUUUGGUGCGGAUGCGGACCUUACAGAACCAGACCUGGUCGCGGUACGCGCGAGACUUGCUGCUAAGCUCACUCGCGAUGGUGCAUCGGUGCUUCGUCGUGCAUUCCAUGAGGAGCAGCCGAGAAACAGAUACGAGAGCCUGAUCGAGGUAUACCAAUUGGUGAUUCCGUACUUGGAAAGCUUGCGCCAGAGGGUAGGUGAGCAGUUACAAGCCUUUGGUGGAGGCAAUGUCACCCAGGAGCUUCGAGUGGAGUACGACAGGGCUCAACAGACGCUGGGCGCCCUCGAGAAUCUGGGCGCUAUGGUGGGCGCGUGGGGAGCUGACACAACCGUAUCACAUUAUUUGCCCGCGGAUGUGGUGCGCUCCACGGAGGACGAAUCAGAAGAUUAUGAGAGUGAAGACGUGGACGCAGAGUGGGACAGUAGCAGCGAAUUCGCCUAGCAGGCGUCUAGGUUCGCAUCGUGGUCUACGAGGGAGAAGGCCGCACACAGGGUGCGAUAUCGUGGUCUCAGCCUCUUUGCUCGGACGCGGGCUUCCUUGGCGAGGAAGUGAAAUGUCCCCCUUGUAUUCUUGUUACCAGGCUAGACCAGCGGCUUGGGGUAAUUGUUGCAGUGAUAUGAGAUAUGAGACAUGACUGAUGAGUGUUAUGGGC